AGAGCCGCGUAAUUUUUUAGAUAGAAAUGAUUGUAAAAAUUUAUAAAAUAUUUUAUUCAUGAAAUGAAAAGUAUACCUCGAAUAAGUUUGUUUUUGGAACGCGUAAUUCAAAUAGCAGGCAUGGAACAUGCAUCCUUUCUUGCCAUUAUUCGACGGAUUUUUGUAUAUCUAAAAGAAAUAUUUUCACGGGAAUUCUCACAGUUAUCUCCAGUAUCGAAGCAAGUGAUUGCUGAUUUUGCAGCUUUAUUCAUCGUUUGUGCUGUCGUUAUUGUCAUACUUCUCAUUUCUUCUAAAUUGUCUAAUAAAAAUUAUGACGAAAAUAUUAUUCACACUGAAAUUUUACAACCUGAAAAUUCCCAAGUAAUAAAUUUAACUGAGGAAGCAGGAGAGAAUAAUCAUGAGUCAAUUUACGAUUUAUCAAGAUUCAAUCAUGGAUGGGGUGAUGGUCCUGCUGCUACACCUCAAAAAAGUGCACCACGAAGGAGAAGAGUUAUUCGUCAAAAACCAAGACCAUAUUGUAUUCCAAAUGGAGGUAAUACUUCAAGACAUUCAGGAUUUAGCGUAAAAUUAACACAAUCUCAACAUUCCCAAAGUUCUCAAAGAAAAAAUAGAACACAAACAUCGUUAAGUAGUAGUCAGACGUGGCUGAUCAGACGAACUAGAAGUGGACAAAUUUAUGGAAAAUAUCCUAUUUGAUACUCCCCUCAACCCAAAGUCAUAUUUUGAAAAUAAAUUGAAGAAAAUAUUCAAUUACACAAGAAUUAAUGAGUAAAUGUCAAUAGAUUUUUUACUUUCUAACAAACAAAUUUUAAAAUCCCUGACCAGUUCAACAUGAAUUAAAAACUCAGCUUCAUGCAUCGUAUUAUUGACCUUUUGAAAUAUCUUCCAAGAUAAUUUUCAUAAAUAAAUGACUACUACGUAAUUCAAUUUAUAUGCGCAUUAUGACGUUGGAAAAAAAGAGAUAAGAUAAAAAUUAAAUCUCAGAGAGUUCAUGCUCUCAAUUUAUCAAUUAUUAUUAAUAAGGAGGAAGUAAAAUAAUCAUUGGUGUAAUAAAUGUUGUGAAGUAUAGUCUGGGAUAAUGGACUUGUUUAUUU
Messenger RNA from Chelonus insularis, 1094 nucleotides. RefSeq lists its product as uncharacterized. Bases 64 to 696 code for a protein of 210 amino acids. Lineage: Eukaryota; Metazoa; Arthropoda; Insecta; Hymenoptera; Braconidae. The transcript has 3 exons. The record is from RefSeq and is a predicted model, not a curated record.